Messenger RNA from Scleropages formosus (Asian bonytongue), 1644 nucleotides. It is a transcript of the gene kcnj4, whose product is annotated as potassium inwardly rectifying channel subfamily J member 4. The transcript is spliced from 2 exons. NCBI's taxonomy places the organism in Eukaryota, Metazoa, Chordata, Actinopteri, Osteoglossiformes, Osteoglossidae. Gene Ontology annotation, cellular component: plasma membrane. Gene Ontology annotation, molecular function: inward rectifier potassium channel activity. The record is from RefSeq and is a predicted model, not a curated record. Gene Ontology annotation, biological process: potassium ion import across plasma membrane; regulation of monoatomic ion transmembrane transport. Bases 1 to 1644 code for a protein of 547 amino acids.
AUGAUAACCGGUACAAUGGGAACAGUGAGAGUGAACAGGUACAGCAUUGUGUCAACUGAUGAUGAGGGCCUCAAAAUCUCCAGCCUUGGGCUUCACAAUGGCAACAGUUCAAUGUCGAGGUACCAGCACCCACUGGGUGGAGUGAGUCCUGGGGGUCUAGGGGGUGGAGGAGGGAGAGGUGGUGGGGGUGCAGGAGCAUUGGAAAUGCGAGGGAUGGAAAGCAGCUUUAGUGAGCAAAAGAUCUCCACCACAGGCCCUGGCCGGCUGAGGAGCCGUUUUGUAAAGAAGAAUGGCCAGUGCAAUGUAGUCUUCACCAAUAUGGAAGACAAGCCACGCCGCUAUCUGGCUGACAUCUUCACCACGUGUGUUGACAUUCGCUGGCGUUACAUGCUGAUGAUCUUCACUACAACCUUCCUGGUUUCCUGGCUCAUUUUUGGCCUAGUCUUUUGGGGUGUAGCCUUAGCUCACGGUGACUUUGACUUGCAACCAAACAUGGGGUCUUCAUCAGCAGGAGCAGGAGGGGCUGGACCUGGAGGGAGUUUAGGGCAGAAAGACCGAGCUGUUGAGCAUAAACCAUGCAUUCUUCACGUACAUAGCUUUGUGGGGGCCUUCCUGUUCUCCAUUGAGACACAGACCACCAUUGGGUAUGGGUUCCGCUGCGUUACUGAGGAGUGCCCUGCUGCCGUGGCAACUGUGGUUGUCCAAUCCAUCGUGGGCUGCAUCAUCGACUCAUUCAUGAUCGGCACCAUCAUGGCCAAAAUGGUCCGUCCAAAAAAGAGGGCCCAGACCUUGCUCUUUUCCCACAAUGCCGUCAUUGCUCUCCGGGACGGCAAAUUGUGCCUGAUGUGGCGUCUGGGAAACCUGCGGAAGAGCCACAUUGUGGAGGCCCAUGUUCGUGCCCAGCUCAUCAGGCCCUAUGUCACAGCAGAGGGAGAGUACAUUCCUCUGGAGCAAACGGACAUCAAUGUGGGAUACGACGAAGGCCUGGACAGACUUUUCCUAGUAUCCCCUCUGAUCAUCGUUCACGAAAUCGAUGAGCAGAGUCCGCUAUACAGUAUGAGCAGGGCUGACCUAGAAACCGAGGACUUUGAGAUCGUGGUGAUCCUGGAGGGAAUGGUGGAGGCAACGGCUAUGACCACCCAGGCUCGCAGCUCCUACCUGGCACGGGAGAUUCUCUGGGGCCAAAGGUUUGAGCCUGUGGUCUUUGAGAAGCAUGACCGCUACCAGGUGGACUACUCCCGCUUUCACAAGACCUACAGGGUGCCAUCCACACCAAACUGCAGUGCCAGGGAGCUCAGCGAAAUGGCCAGCCGGUCGUCCUCGUCCUCAACCCCGUCCUUGUCCCAUGUCAGUCCCAAAGCGUCCCACCGCCUCAUGCCCCCUCACUCCCCCAGUGCAUUCUGCUAUGAGAACGAGGUCGCCUUGCACUGUGGAGAGGAGGAGGAUGCAGAAGAUGUACUCAGAGAGCGAGAUGGGGGAGAAGGGGAGGAAAGGACUGUCUCAGUGGAUUUCCAGGAGAGAUUUCAGGAGCAGUCAAACGACAUGUUGUGUGUUUUGGACAUGGAGAAUCAAAUUGAAUUUGAAAUGCUGCAGUCUGCCAUUCCUCUUGACCCGCUGAGCUACAGGAGGGAGUCUGAAAUCUGA